AGUAAUCUUACAUGAGAAUCUUAUUAUGAUUUACAUAAAACCUACUGCUGGUUUUAUUUUACAAACCGGUGAAGUUACUUCGGUUUAGUUUUAUAUUUAUAAAAGAGUCGUCAAUUGUUUUGGCUUUCGAACUACCGACUCUUUUUAAUUGAAUUUUAAAUUGUUAUUUAGCACAUGUGGCACCCCUAAUAAAAGUGCAAUUUAUUUAAAUAAUAUAUUUUUUAAGUACCUACUUAGUAAAACAACAGUUGUAUCUACAGUUUUAUCUUCUAAGAUGAUUAGGGGCUGUGAUACAAUAACUAGAACUCCCGUCCAUCGGGAUCCAAAGAGUGUUAUAAAGGAGAUAGUGGCUUCAGGCUGCCAAGAGGACCCCUUCUACGUGGUAGACCUUGGAGAGGUGGUCAGGAGGUGGCAGAAAUGGAACCUUCUGAUGCCGCGAAUCAAGCCUUACUACGCUGUGAAGUGCAACAAUGACAUGAUGCUAUUGAAGACGCUGGCCGCCCUCGGCGCCGGCUUCGACUGCGCGUCUCAGCAGGAGAUCAAGAUGGUCAGGUCACUGGGCGUGAGCUCCGACCGUAUAAUAUUCGCUCAACCGGUGAAGAUGGUAUCUCACAUCAGCUACGCGUCCGCGGUGAAUGUGGAAAGGAUGACCUUUGACUCAGAGAUGGAGCUGAAGAAAAUAAAACAACACAUGCCACAUGCAAAAUUGGUGAUACGCAUCCGUAGUGAUGCUCUGAAAGCUGACCAUCCUCUUGGCAUAAAGUUUGGCUGCGACCCCAUCACUGAGGCGCCAAAACUUCUCGAAAUCGCAGCUCAAAUGGAUUUACAAGUAAUCGGUGUCUCCUUCCACGUGGGAUCAGGCGUACAGGAAUUUGAGUCAUACGGACGCGCAAUGCGAAGAGCAGCAGAGGUGUUCCACAAGGCAGAUUCCUUGGGCCACUGCUGUACCUUAUUAGAUAUAGGGGGCGGUUUCCCAGGAACCAGAGACAAUAGUAUAGAGAAGAUAGCGUAUGUAGUUAAUAAAGAACUAGAAAUGUCUUUCCCUGAUGAUGUUGAGGUGAUUUCUGAACCUGGACAAUAUUUUGCUGCAGCCCCAUUUACAUUGGCGGUUAUGGUUUACAGUAUAAAACAAGUGUCAUGUGAGUAUGAACAUGAAGAUGCGAAAACUUCUACUAUGUACUUCAUUAACGAUGGUGUAUAUGGAUCUUUUGGAGAUAGAAUUUACGAUUCGAAACAGUACUUUCCUGAGCUAUUGCAGCCUCGCCCCAGCACCCCCGAACCCUGCUCCAUCUGGGGUCCAACAGCGGACGCCCUGGACCUGGUGGUCCCUGCCGCGGACCUACCUCGCCUGCGCGUCGGGGACUGGCUGCUCUUCCGAGACAUGGGUGCCUACUCCAUGGUCCUGGCGAGGACCUUCAACGGGUGCCCCGUGCCCGCAGUCAAGAUGUAUUACGUUGAGGAGGAAUUGUGGUGUAGUGAUCGUAACCUGAUGAUGAUGAACUCCUCAGCUGCUGCGCCAAUAUUACUGGAACCCAAUGACAAACUGAUGUUAAUAGAAGGUGUAAAUGAAUGAUCUUCAUUUAUUUGCUUUCACUUUCCAAUAUGUAUUGAUGGUGAUCCCUGAUUUUCUUUGUUUAUAGCUAUGAUUUACUGGUUUUAACCAACAUUAUUGUUUUUAUAAUACGUAAGUAGUAUUAUUAUUAAUUCUUCCAUAAAUUCGCAUGAUCUUACGUUUUUUACACCAGUAAAUAAGUAUAGAUAGGAUACACAUACAGUGAGGCAAAUCUUAACCUUCAGUCUUUUACAUUGAUCUGGAGCUUCACUGAUUAAAUUCUAGCGUGUAUAACAUUCCUUCUACUAGAUUGCACCUACAUUCAUCUAUAUUAUACAUCAUGUGUGUGUUAUGUUAUGAUUUUUUUGUUUUGUGCACCUAAGUUUUAAUGAAAUCAUGGAAAUAAUUCGACUUACGUAAGAGAGUAGUAAUACUACUUAAUUAAAUAUGUAAUAUCUAUUCACUGUUUACAAUAUAAUAUAUUGUAAUGUAAGAAGAACAUUUUAUACUAUAAACUUUGUAAAAACAAUAUUCGUCUUUUUAUCCGGGUACACAUUGCUGAAAAAUUCUUAGCGAGAACCGAGGGGUUUUCUGUAGUAUUAUGUUGUGUAGUCAAUAAAAUCUCCUUGCACGCCAACCAGCUAGUAACUCCUUGGUCGUGAUUGCGGGCAGUCGUCGCCGCGAAAUUAAAAACUAAGUUAACGUAUAGGUACGAAAGAAGAUUGCGAAAGUAAACAGAAAAAGUUUUAGUAAGAAAAAUAAUCUUUUUCAUAAACAAUCGAAUCGCUGAAACAAGAGUUCAAAGUUAUUGUCAGUAUCACUCUAAUUUAACCCUAGCCGAAAAU
Messenger RNA from Plutella xylostella (diamondback moth), 2397 nucleotides. Its product is annotated as antizyme inhibitor 2. Gene Ontology annotation, molecular function: ornithine decarboxylase activity. The record is from RefSeq and is a predicted model, not a curated record. Gene Ontology annotation, cellular component: cytoplasm. Lineage: Eukaryota; Metazoa; Arthropoda; Insecta; Lepidoptera; Plutellidae.